Mitosporidium daphniae is the source of this 1308-nucleotide messenger RNA. RefSeq lists its product as uncharacterized. Bases 1 to 1308 code for a protein of 435 amino acids. The record is from RefSeq and is a predicted model, not a curated record. NCBI's taxonomy places the organism in Eukaryota, Fungi, Microsporidia. The transcript has 2 exons.
AUGUCAAUUACUGUUAAGAGUUUUAUUUCCCCAGAUCUCCAGGAUCCCGAAAGGUUAAAUGCUAUUAAGUCUUGGGCUUCCAGCAUUAAAAAUGCAAACGCGAUUGAUUGCGUUGUUAUCUUCGAUGUUUGGACAUCUUCAGAUGUUGAGCUUUUUAAGCAAGCGCUUGAGAACAUCUAUCCCGUUAGUGUGACCAUUCCAAUUCAGGCAUCGAUGUAUCUGUUUCAAAAAUGGUCGUAUGGGUCUGGAAUUUUGAUAUUUUUGCAAGAAAAGUGCAAGUUUGAUCAUAGACCUUUCAUAUGGGGUCCAGAAAAAGAUAUGCAAUAUUCUCGUUCGUUGGCAGUUCUUGAGAUUAAUUCUGUUAAAUUGGUUAUUUUCCAGUCUAUCCGAAAAUUUUCGAAUUCUCAGAAGCCUUCUAUCAUUGAUUGUUCAUCUAGAAUGCUUAUUGAUUUUGAGGCUGCAUCCAUAAUGACUAGUAUGGAGCUAAUGGGCAGGUCUGUUCUUAUUGCAAACCUACCUGGAAGCACGCUUCAAGAUGUGAAUUCCUGUCUUUCUUUAUGGCGUUUUUCUUCGAGAUUAAACCUGAACCCCUUCAUUGGUGAGAAAAGUGAUACCACUAUUUUUUAUCCAAAGAAAAACUACGAAGUAUCGAAAGGGAAUCAAGAUAAAGAUCCAUAUGUGAUUACAUUUUCUGGAAACACUAGUAGUUUUGAUGGCAAAAAUAGCUUUUUUGACACAGGCUACAAGGAUCCUAUUGUUCAAAAACAGAAUAUUGAUCUUUUUUCUCGAGAUGUGGAUAUUCUCAAUUCUAGGCUUGUUGAAAUGAAAUCGGAUGUCGGUUACAUUUUCAUUAAGAUCCUGGUUGCUUUUGCUGUCGCUUAUUUUCUGAAAUAUGUGUUUAUUAAGACUUUUAGCUAUUUUAGCCGUCACUUAAGACAGAAAACUGGUAUUUUUGCCCGGAACAAAGAUUUCUUAUUAAAUAGCUGUAAUUUCGUGGUUGAUUUUUUUCAAAACGCCUAUGUUCGAAAGAGUGCACUAAAAUUGUCCAACUUAUGGCUGGAAUAUGCAUUCGUUAGCGGUAUCAGAUCCGCUAUUGAAGGUGAAACUCUUCCUAGUUCCUUGGUUGCAAAAAUUUAUCAUUCAGGUUUAUUUAGCUUUGAACACAAAUCAUCUCAAUAUCUCACGUAUCCUUUCUUUGUUUAUGAUCUUUUUUCUGCCGCGCAAAUUUAUUGUCGGCCGCAAAAUUACUUUUCUGGGGUUUAUCGCGGUACUUGGGCUUUACCUGGCGAAUGCUAUUUUUGUGCAUAA